Gymnogyps californianus (California condor) is the source of this 1656-nucleotide messenger RNA. It is a transcript of the gene SLC13A2, whose product is annotated as solute carrier family 13 member 2. The record is from RefSeq and is a predicted model, not a curated record. Lineage: Eukaryota; Metazoa; Chordata; Aves; Accipitriformes; Cathartidae. The transcript is spliced from 11 exons. Gene Ontology annotation, biological process: monoatomic anion transmembrane transport. Gene Ontology annotation, cellular component: membrane. Gene Ontology annotation, molecular function: transmembrane transporter activity. Bases 16 to 1656 code for a protein of 546 amino acids.
UACGUUAUCAUAGUGAUGGCACUGUUUUGGUGCACAGAAGCCUUGCCGUUGGCUGUCACAGCUCUCUUUCCUGUCCUGCUGUUCCCACUAAUGAAUAUCAUGGAUUCAACAACAGUCUGCCAGGAGUACCUGAAGGACACCAAUAUGCUUUUUAUUGGGGGACUGCUGAUGGCCAUUGCUAUUGAGAAUUGGCACCUACACAAGCGCGUUGCUCUGCGGGUCUUGCUUAUCACUGGUGUCAGACCAGCCUUACUGCUCAUGGGUUUCAUGAUUGUGACCGCCUUCCUGUCGAUGUGGAUCAGCAACACCGCCACCACUGCCAUGAUGGUCCCAAUAGCACAAGCAGUGUUGGAACAGUUGCACAAGUCAGAAAUGGAGUCUAGCACAGCUGGCCAAGCAUCUGAAAACAUCAAUAAAGCCUUUGAACUGCAGGAAGAGUCAACUAAACCAGGUAGCCCCAAAGAAACAGAGGAAAAAGGUAGUAGUCAUGUCCUGACAGUCGAGGAGGACAGAAAGAGAGAUGAAACUCUGCGAGAGGAGAAACACAAGAAAUUCUGCAAGGGAAUGUCUCUCUGUAUUUGUUACUCAGCCAGUAUUGGAGGGAUUGCGACUCUGACUGGGACAACACCAAAUCUGGUACUGCAAGGACAAAUUGAUGAGCUUUUCCCUAACAAUGGCAAUAUCAUCAACUUUGCCUCUUGGUUCUCCUUUGCCUUCCCCACCAUGAUCGUGUUACUGGUUUUGACGUGGAUUUGGCUGCAGAUACUGUACUUGGGCUUUAAUUUUCAGAAGAAUUUUGGUUGUGCUGCAAAUGCCUCUGCCAAGGCUAAGGAGCAACGGGCCUAUGAUGUUAUCAAGGAAGAGACCAAGAAAUUGGGCUCAAUGAAAUUUGCAGAAAUAGCAGUUUUGAUCCUCUUCAUACUACUGGUACUGCUCUGGUUUACAAGAGACCCUGGUUUCAUACCAGGUUGGGCAACAGUUCUUUUCAACAAAAAUGAUACAAGCUAUGUCACUGAUGCUACAGUUGCCAUCUUCAUUUCAGUUUUGUUGUUCAUCAUCCCUUCCAACAUUUCUAACAAUGACACAGACAAACAACAAACAGGCAGCAAGUCAAAGAUCCGAGCACCUCCAGCUCUCCUGGACUGGAAAGUAGUUCACCAGAAAAUGCCAUGGAACAUUGUGUUUCUGCUGGGAGGUGGCUUUGCCUUAGCCAAAGGCAGUGAGGAAUCUGGUCUGUCUUCAUGGUUAGGUAGCAAACUGACUCCCCUGCAGCAAAUCCCUCAUCCAGCGAUUGCUCUCCUGUUGUGUCUCCUUAUUGCCACGUUCACCGAAUGCACCAGCAACGUGGCCACCACUACCCUCUUUCUCCCUAUUCUGGCUUCAAUGGCUGAAGCGAUCUGCCUCAAUCCACUCUAUGUCAUGCUGCCCUGUACACUUUCUGCGUCCUUGGCAUUCAUGCUCCCAGUGGCCACUCCUCCUAACGCCAUUGUCUUCUCAUAUGGACAACUCAAGGUUAUAGAUAUGGCCAAAGCUGGGUUUGUACUCAACAUCCUAGGAGUUCUGACGAUAACUCUAGCCAUCAACACCUGGGCUUCAUCUUUGUUCCAACUGCAAACUUUCCCAUCUUGGGCAAAUAGGACAGGUACAUGCCCGUAA